CCAUUCAGCCAUCGUGAGAUUUCUGUGUAUUGAGCGCUCGUUAGAACGGUCGAAAUGUCUGUAAACGGGUCUUUCCAGGCACAACUUUCUUCAAUUAUGGAGACGCUGACGACAUCUGCCGUUGCAGAGAUUACAAAACUGGUCGAUUACAGUUCUGCCCUUCUAUUCUCGGAGAUAUCCCGACAACGGGGAGAGAACGAUGCUCUUCGGAAGGCAUUGCACUGUAUGCAAAUCGAGUUCAGGACCGAGAGACCAAAGCGGCGCAACCCUUCUGUUGACAUAUCUUUAGAAGUUCAGCUUUGCGACGAGAUCCAGAAUAAUAAAGCGGUGGGGGACCAGUGGUUUCCGGACAAGCAGUUGGCUGUGAGUGAGAGGCACGAAGUGGGAGAAACCAGUGCACCGCAGCGCAGCACAGUGAAGGAGGAGUGUCCUGAUGUGAAACAGAUCAUUUUACAAACAGACCCUGAAGGUGAGGACAGGCCGGAGGAGGUUGUGGAGACUAGUCACCUGGACAGGCCGGAGGAGGUUGUGGAGACUAGUCACCUGGACAGGCCGGAGGAGGUUGUGGAGGCUAGUCACCUGGAGGAAGUAGAGCACAUCAGUGGAGAAGAAAAUGGUUGCCUGUCCCUAGAAAAUGAUUUCCAGGCCAUGGACGAGAACCAGUCGGAGGCGCACCACAGCUCCACCGCAGAGCCCGAGGAAGAAGACACCAGCCAAGGCUUCAGCCAGGAGCUGGAGAUGUGGGUCAAGUCUGAGCCGGGAUCGGAGAGCGACACGGUCAGCUUCACCCCCAGUGACGCAGAAAACAAGAUAGUCGACCACCUCACGGCCAGGGAAAUGCACGCCUGUUCGUACUGCAACAAACUCUUCAACUACUGUAGCCAACUGAUAAUCCACGAGCGGGUUCACACGAGGGAGAGGCCGUUCGUCUGCAAACAGUGCGGCAAGGGUUUCUCCCAGAUCAACAACCUCAAGAAACACCAGCUCUCUCACAGGGGGAGGGAGGGUGAGCACGAGUGUGAGGAGUGUGGCAAGGCGUUCCGUCACGCUCAGAGUCUGAAGAAUCAUAUGGCAGCCGCUCACGGCUUCGGCACGAGGUUGGACUGCGAGACGUGCGGCAAGACGUUUUACAAUAAGAGCGCUCUCAUCGCACACUCGACCAGUCACAGCAGGGCUUUCGGCUGCGAGAUAUGCGGGAAGGCUUUCGGUACGAAGCAGACUCUUAAGACCCACCGGUUUACUCACACGGGGGAGCGUCCGUUCAUCUGCAACUACUGCGGCAAGAGCUUUGCCUACCUCUGUAACCUUAAAACUCACGAGAGGGUUCACACUGGGGAGAAGCCCUUUGGCUGUGAGCGGUGUGGCAGGUGUUUCACUCAGAAACACUGCGUGGAGAAACACCUGUGUAAAGCUUAAGGAGCUAUAGAUAUACAAAGUAACUGCAGCAAACUACCGUUGGCACAAAAUGUUCCAUGGCCGUAACAUUCUAAUCUGCAUUCUGACGAGGAUGUUGUGGUCUUGUAGCCUGGGUACCAGUGUGUUCAGCUAACGUUCCACUCUUUGUGUCAUGUGCCAUAGAGACUGGCCUUUCUUCAAUCUCAGCGUUCAAUAUGCAGCUGGAUUUUGCGAGGAGUUGCUAAUUGGUUGUUGGAAAUAACGUGAUUGUUUGGCAGAGUACAAGGAGGGGUAUGUUAGCUAAACAGACUGGUACGCAGGCUAGUGGUCUUGUGCCAUCAUGGGGGAAAUUCUAAACCUAAAACCAAGUUUGUUGAAUUCUGCGUACUCUAUUGCUAUGUUGAGGAGACUUAAGUGUCUCAAGUAAAGUGUCUACAUGUGUGUGGCACAGAUUGACCUGUGCAUACAUUUAUUAUUUUUUAAAUAAUAUCACAUUGUUAUUUUAGGUAAUUUUAUCACUGUUUAGUUCAAUUUUAGCUGACAUUUAAUUUUUAAGAUUACAAAGUACAUCGACAGUGACUACUACAACUUCUAUCAUUACUGUGGCUGUAACAACAGUGGGAGGGGGUUGACACACCAAGCUUCUAAAUCAAAUCACCCCUUCACAUUCUGAUUGGACAGAAAUAGAUCUCCCCCUGUUUAGUUAAGUUUCUCUCAAAGUUUAUUGGUUGUCACUAGCUUCCACAGCCACAAUGUCAUAAACCCUGCCUGUUUCUACAAUGUAUCUUCUUAAAGUUAGAUUUGAAACCUAACCAAACUGCUAACCUUAUGCCUAACCCUAACCUUAACA
Molecule: messenger RNA, 2245 nt
Organism: Coregonus clupeaformis (lake whitefish)
Lineage: Eukaryota; Metazoa; Chordata; Actinopteri; Salmoniformes; Salmonidae
Product: zinc finger protein OZF
Exons: 4
Coding region: 55-1416 (453 amino acids)
Biological process (GO): regulation of transcription by RNA polymerase II
Cellular component (GO): nucleus
Molecular function (GO): RNA polymerase II cis-regulatory region sequence-specific DNA binding; DNA-binding transcription factor activity, RNA polymerase II-specific
Source: RefSeq, a predicted model, not a curated record